AUGUCUGCAAAAACCAAUGCUACCAUCAAAGGCGGAGUCGACAGAGGAGACAGCUACGAGAAACUGACUUCCGUCCAACCCUACGAGAAACCACCUCUCCACAGCAUCAUCAACUGCGACGAUUUCGAAGAAGUGGCAAGAAACACAUUGGCCAAGAAGACAUGGGCAUUCUACAGUUCAGCGGCUACAGACUGCUAUACCUACGAGCGAAACCGCAGCUUCUUUAGCCGUAUCUGGUUCAGACCCCGCAUCUUGAGAAACGUCAGUAAGAUUGAUACUACAACUACAAUUCUCGGUCACAAGGUUGGUGUGCCGUUUAUGGUGCAUCCGGCUGCGUUGGUUAAAUUGGUACAUCCGGAUGGCGAGAAGGGAAUUGCAAGAGGCCUCAGCAAGGAGAAUGUGCCAUACUGCGUUUCCAGCAAUGCCUCAUAUCCCAUCAAUGAGGUCGUCUCAUCCGUACCAAAAGGCCAGCCCUUCUUCUUCCAACUCUACGUAAACAAGGACCGCAAACAAUCAGAAGCUCUGCUCAAAAAAGUCCGCGCCGCGGGUUGCUCAGCCGUCUUCGUCACAGUCGACGCACCAGUUCCUGGCAAGCGAGAGGCCGACGAGAGGGUUUCAGCAGACGCCAGCACCAACGCACCCAUGACAGGUGCUCAAGCCGUCAACGACAAGAAGGGCGGAGGUCUGGGUAGAAUCAUGGGCAGUUACAUCGACAGCAGUCUGAGCUGGGAUGACAUGCAAUGGCUACGUCGAUGCUGGGACGGCAAGGUUGUGCUCAAGGGUAUCAUGAGUGCCGACGAUGCAAAGAUGGCUGCCGAGGCGGGAGUCGACGGUAUCGUGCUUAGUAACCACGGCGGCAGGAGUCUGGACACCUCGCCACCAUCCGUGAUGAUACUGCUCGAGUGCCAACGCAGGUAUCCUGAGAUCUUCGACCAAUUGGAGGUGUAUGUCGAUGGUGGCAUCCGAAGAGGCACUGACAUCUUGAAGUGUCUUUGCUUAGGUGCCAAGGCGGUUGGGCUGGGAAGACCUUUCUUGUACUCGGUCAACUAUGGCGCCGAGGGAGUGGACCACAUGGUAGACAUCCUCAAAGAUGAGUUGGAGACCACCAUGAAGUUGAUGGGCAUCACCGAUCUCUCGCAAGUGCAUCCUGGUCUCAUCAACAGCUUGGAUGUGGAUCACCUGGUGCCUACUACAGCGGAUCAUCCAUAUGCCAAGUGGAGUCCAACGAAGAGAUCGAAGCUGUCAGCACGCUUGUAA
Molecule: messenger RNA, 1257 nt
Organism: Aureobasidium subglaciale EXF-2481
Lineage: Eukaryota; Fungi; Ascomycota; Dothideomycetes; Dothideales; Saccotheciaceae
Exons: 3
Coding region: 1-1257 (418 amino acids)
Molecular function (GO): oxidoreductase activity; FMN binding
Source: RefSeq, a predicted model, not a curated record